Messenger RNA from Ceraceosorus guamensis, 4800 nucleotides. RefSeq lists its product as hypothetical. The record is from RefSeq and is a predicted model, not a curated record. Lineage: Eukaryota; Fungi; Basidiomycota; Exobasidiomycetes; Ceraceosorales; Ceraceosoraceae. Gene Ontology annotation, biological process: double-strand break repair via homologous recombination; protein deubiquitination. Gene Ontology annotation, molecular function: ubiquitin binding. The transcript is spliced from 7 exons. Bases 344 to 4648 code for a protein of 1434 amino acids.
CGUGCUUGUCACCGCCUCGUGCAAGCGCGGUACCUGACGCCAUAUCUCCAGCAGCAACGUGACGGUGACCGACAGAGAGGAUCACAAGAUGCGUAUCGUGCUGACGGUAUGUCUUGUAAAGUCAUCGUAGCGAAGACGGAUCGUCCAUCUCUCAAAUUUCAACCUCUUGACUGCCAAGGGACGAGACAAGCUCUCGGUUCGAGGACGAGUCUGGUCAGAACCUCACGAGACUGAUGCGAGGUUGAUCAGCGCAAUCAGCGCCCUUGCCAGUAGUACCUCUGGCGGCCCAGUCGACAAGUGGACAACAGCGCUCGGGAUCGAUCUUCUCCUCGAGUCGGCAAAUAUGGCGGCCACUGCAGCCAGAAGGCUGACCUACAGCCUGCCACCUCGAGACGAUACUUUGCCAGAAUUUGCGAUCCCAUCGCUACAGUCCAGCUUUCAGCGCCGAGGCAGGAGUCAACCGCUUUUGGAACAGCUGCCCCCCUCCACUCCGGUACCAGCUCGCUCAAACUUUACAUUCCAAGAGAGUGGCAGACCUUCCCAUCCACGUCACACGCUGCCGGUCACCUCUCUCGCGUUGGAUGUCAGUACAUCCGUGCAGGACCAGGAAAUGGCUUCAACCUCGCAGCAUACACCGCGCGGCAUCCUCUAUACUGGUGGGCGAGAUGGCCUGCUCGCGGCUUGGGAGCUCGGCUUGCCGCUCAGGAAGCGGCGCAGGCAGAGAGCGGCAGCGUGGGAUGACGAGCUGCGCGAUGGAGCACAAAGAGAACGAGACAGCGACGACAUUCAGUGUGUUGCACAGCAUCAUGUGCCCGGCGCUUCGGGACUGGCGUCUGAUCUAGAAGAUGAAGUCGAUGAGAGCGAGACCCCAGUGGAGCAGCACUGGCAAGUGGAUCCAUCGCGAAGAGAUGAGCCGCUUCCGCAGCCUCGCUUCAGACAGUGCGUGCAGAACCACACGGACUGGAUCAACGAUAUCCUGCUCUGCAACUCGAAUCAGACCGUCGUCUCUGCUGGCUCAGAUGGAACGCUUCAGGUAUGGAAUCCGCACGACUUUCGGAGCUCUAUGACACCUCAGGUCCUAGGCAGUCAUCGUGACUAUGCUCGAGCCCUAUCCCACGCCCGCGAAGCAAAUUGGGUAGCCUCCGGUGGCUUUGAUUCCGUGAUCAAGCUCUGGGAUAUUCAGGAGACUAGACCUGAGCCCAUUAUCGAGUUGGCAGAGAGCGCUGUGAAAGCCUCCGUGUAUGCCCUCUCGGCGAAUCCAGCUGGUAGUGUCAUCUCGGCCGGCACGCCAGACAAGGUUGUCAGAGCUUGGGAUCCGAGGAGCGGCGCAGAGAUAGCCUCGCUGAUCGGACAUACCGACAAUGUGCGGAGCCUAGUGGUGUCUGAAGAUGGGCGACACCUGUUGAGCGCAUCAAGCGACUCUUCCAUUCGACUGUGGAGCAUUGGCGAGCGUCGAUGCCUGCACACGUUCACACAUCAUUCCGAAAGCGUCUGGAGCCUCUUCUCCGAUCACCCGAACCUCGACGUCUUCUACUCAGGCGAUCGGUCUGGAUUGGUUUGCAAGGUGGACUGGGAGAGAUGUGCAGAGGUGGCAGAAGGAGAGUGCGUGGUCCUUUUCAAAGACGCCGGCACCAACAGAGCUAGCUCGAGGGGUCGCGCGUCUAACGGCACCAAUAGGACCCAUGUCGGCAUCCACAAGAUCAUCGCUCAAGAUAACACAUAUGUUUGGACAGCCGGUGGGUCUUCCGACGUUUCUAUAUGGAAAGACGUGCCAUCCCGCAUGUCCAGAGAAGCACUGUAUCCUAUCGAAGGCCCAGCUACAGAGUCAUCAACAGGCCUUCUGGCCGAUUUUCCUGCUCCCGCUGUCUCGACACCGCCUGCGUCAGCUCAAAGCGGCCUCAGCUUACGGAGGCCAAGCGCCCUCAAGCAUUCUUCUCAAGGCUCCGCGCCCUCUCCAAAUGUCUCCUUUGCGCAGAGGUCCAGACACGAUUCGCCAGGUCCAGGUCUCCGAUUCGACGCCAAAUCUCUACCUCGUCAAGCAAGUGGAGUUUCAACGCGCACCCAUAGGUCUUCUCACUCCAAUGCAUCGCUUGGAAGCAUUGAAGGCGCAAUGAAGGCCUCUAAUGGCGCCGCAACAGGGAAGGAGAUGACAAUUUCCGCCACCAGCACUGACAGUGUGCAUCCAGCUGCAAUGCUCUUCGGCAUUCCGUUCGAUUCCCUCGUUUGUUUGAGCCCAGCCAACGAUCCUUACGGCGCCUCUGUCGGGUUGGGAAGUCUCAGCGUUCGCGAUCCAGAUGUAUACUCCUCGCACUCGGCAUUCGCUGCCAGACGGAGCAGUGCGGCGCUCCCAUCCGGAAGGCCUUCUCUGUCCUACGACUCGCGCCAGUCGCCUGGCCCCAGUGCCAUUCCUGCACACCUACACCUACCGUCCAGGCCUCUCAAUCGGCCCAAAAGUACAAGAUCCGCAAGCAUUCGGUUCGCGCCUGAAGCGGAGCGUCUCCCACGCGGAAGUGCAGCUGGUCUCGCCAAUGACGACAUGUGGGAAGACGAUGUCGUGGACGAGGCAUCUGACAGUGACGACGAAGAUGCUGUCGAAGAAGCUGCUCUCGAGGCGAGGCAGAGGUACGAGGAUCGAGAAUUUGCGGUUGAGGCCGUACCGCUUCUCAAGAAGCCCGAGAGCGUAAUCGAAGGCACGCAUGGACUUAUUAGAACCUCGGCUCUGAAUGACCGACGCCACGUUCUCACCAUCGAUACUGCUGAUGUGGUCGCGCUCUGGGAUAUCGUGCGCGGGGCUUGCCUAGGUACCUUCAGACCCGACGACAUUUUGCUCGCUCAUCAAGACGGCUUUUCGAGCGAUGCCUCGGACUCAAGCGACUACAAACACACGCAGACCGCCUCGAUCUCGAGGCUACCUCCUGCGGAGGCUCUGAGUCUUGUGAAGGAAAGGAUCGAAGGGGAAGAAACGGCACCACUGUGGUGCAACGUGGAUGUACGGGGCGGUCUGCUGUCGGUGCAUCUGGAAGAACAGCGGACUUUCGAUGCGGAGCUUUACGCCGACGAAGCGGUUUUUCUGGAUCCGUCGGUCUUUCGCGAGGACCAAAGAGUCAAUGUCGGCAAGAUGGUGCUGCGCAGCUUGCUCAAGUCGUUCGUAGAGACAGAAACUUCCGUGCGCUCGACUGCCACACCUUUGGUCCCUGAGGGCGUCUUGGCCGCCGAGCGGCCCGAGGUGAUGCAAGCUGGGCCACUUCGUAUCAGCAUCCCGCGAACUCAACCUCACGGUCAUCAGGGCCUUGCAAAGCGUGACUUUCCUCACACGCCAGGCAUGACCAUCGCGCUUGCCGAACCUGCCAGAUCGCCAGCCAUCUUGGCCACCAACUCUUCCCCGCUCACUCCGACGGCGAGCCGAGGAGGAAUCGCCGGAUUGACGAGCUCCUUCUCGGCUCUCGCCUCCGCUUCUGCACAGACCCCUUUGGCGACGACCCUGCCGGGAGCAUCGAGCGACUAUUUUUCGCUAGCCAACUCGAGCACCGCCAUCAACACGCCUGCUCCGGCUGGUGAGUCCAGAACCCCAACAAGUUCUCGGCCGCAGACACCUGCUUCGUCCAGCAAUCAAGUCUCGGGCGGUGCUGGGUUAAUGAGCCGAUUGAAAUGGGGUAAAAGUAGCAAGAGCGAGCGCGCGAGCGCCCAAGACGUGAAGGCUACGACGAAGGUCGCUGGUGCUGGUGAGGAAUCAGACACGUCUGCCAAUGACGACCUCUCCAAUUUGCGCCAAUUCUUCACCAAACCGCUCAGCAUUCCGCCCCUCAACGAAGUCCCCGUUGUCAUCUUCCCGCCGGACACGACGAUUUUGAUUGAGACGAGUUCUUCGUUAGGCACUUGGGAGAUAGUGUAUCGGGGCCUGGUCCGAACAGGAAGUGCGGAUGUAGCUGCCCUUGAGACAAGUGCACCGCGCUGGGUGUUGGAUGCUGCGCUCCACAACAAGGCUCCUCAGCAAACAUUAUCAAAGAUCAGCUUCAAUCUUGUUCCCUGGGUCGCGCCUGAGCUUCGCGACAAUGCCGGCGGCGAAACGACGAUCCAAACCUCUGCAAACGGCUCUGUGCUGCCCACUACCUUACCUGAGCUUCCUAGCGGCAACGCCCGCCUUACUGCAACCCGCAUGCUGCGCAUCAAAAAGACGUGCGCUUAUGUUGCGGAGAAGCUCGAGAUGAUUGCCUCAACAGAUUCGCGCAACAACAGCAUCGCUGGUUCCAGGCGCGCAUCUGCAGAUGCUCCCGCAUCGGCGUCAAAUGGCGGUGAUGAGACCAAGAAGAGCACCGCGGGUAGCAGUGGUGCCAAACGCUCUCUUGGCUCUGCUAUUGGCCUGUCCGGUGCGAGCACCGCUGCUUCGGCCACCUCCGGGAAGGCGACUUCUGGGUCUGCAGGGAGCUCGCCCCCUACGUCUGCACAGGCUGCGAUACUCGCCACGCAGAAUGCCACGUCAGCUACGGCAACGGCUACUGAGCAAGAUGCGACCGAGCUGAUAGAGAUCUUGUGCAACGAUGAAGUCGUACCUCUGCAUGUCACGCUUGCCCAAGUUCAACGGUUCUGGUGGAAGAGCGGCGGCGAUGUAGAGCUGCAAUAUCGCCACAAGGCAGGUGGGUCUUUGUAAAGACUCCAUGGUUAUCGCUACGUGUCUUUGCCAAGCUUCCGCGUGAUGCUUGUUUGCUUGUCGCACCUUCCAUCAUUGUAACAAUGUCACGUACAGUGCGUCAAGCGCGAAGGAGUCUUGUGUGCAAUGCUGCAAGAUAUUUGGUGUAGCGC